CGUGCCUUUAGGGUAUAUAUUUAAAAGUAAGACAAAACCGUCACUAAAUCUGCCGUGAACGCUGAAGUAGUGCUAAAAUGCACUUCUGGUACGGAGCACUGUUAGUUUGCGGACUAAUUUGUGGCAGAUGCGCGGAUGAAAACGAUGACACCCUAGUUUUGGUCCAUGUGCUUUUUAGGCAUGGGAACAGAACGGCGCAUGGUAAAUUGGAACUGUACCCCAAAGAUCCCUAUUACAACAAAACUUAUUUUCCGAUUGGCCUGGGACAGCUAACAAACGCUGGCAAACUUAAGGAAUACCAAAUUGGUGUCCAGUUAAGAGAUAGGUACAAUGAAUUUUUGGGCGAAACCCUUUACCCUAACAUGAUUGAUGCAAGAUCGACAAACUACAACAGAACGAAAGAUUCUUUAUUGUAUUGUUUAGCUGGUCUUUCGCCUCCGACUGGAUCAGAAGUUUGGAGUGACUCUUUGGCUUGGCAAGCAAUCCCCAUAAAUUAUUGGCCAAUUGAUAAGGACGAGGUACUUUAUGGAAUCGGAUGCCCGAAUUAUAAGAAGUUGUACGAGGAGAACAAAUACUUGCCAAAGUAUCAAGCAGAAUAUGAUUUGCACAAGGAACAAUUUGAAUAUAUUUCAGAAAAUUCUGGGCUUAAUGUUACUAGUUUUGAAGAUAUUUUCAAUUUAUAUUUUGGUAUAUCGACUGAAGUGGAAUUUGGUUUGGAACAGCCAGAGUGGCUAAAGAAAGUCUGGCCAGAUAUAAUAAUUGAAUUAGCCGUAAAAGAAUAUCAUAUAGCAACUGCAACUACAGAAUUAAGAUCGUUGACUUCAGGUUAUUUUUUAAAGAAGAUUGUGCAAGAUUCCAAAAAUAAAAUCAAAGAAGAUCCAGAUGAUGAAUUCAAGAAGAAGUUAUAUUUGUACUCAGCCCAUGAAACUAACAUUUCUCACCUUCUAAUCACGCUGGGAGUGUUUGAUGAAAUUAUUCCUAACUACGGUUCUUAUGUGAUCUUCGAACUUCACAAGAUCAGCGGCGUAUAUGGCUUAAAAAUUUAUUAUCAAAAUUAUGAAUCGAGCGAACCAAAAUUGAUGAAGUUGCCCGGAUGCGACGAGUUUUGUCCACUUGACCAGUUUAAUUCUUUGUAUGAAGAAUAUUUCCCAAUUGAAAAUGCCUGUGGUUAUUGAAAUGUUGUGACACAAUUAUAUAAAUAAAUAAAUCAA
Molecule: messenger RNA, 1211 nt
Organism: Aethina tumida (small hive beetle)
Lineage: Eukaryota; Metazoa; Arthropoda; Insecta; Coleoptera; Nitidulidae
Product: venom acid phosphatase Acph-1
Exons: 7
Coding region: 78-1175 (365 amino acids)
Biological process (GO): dephosphorylation
Molecular function (GO): phosphatase activity
Source: RefSeq, a predicted model, not a curated record